UCAAUUGAACACACUCAUGUUUAAACGUCCUGCUGAACAUGCUUACUAUUAUGACGCGUGUGCAUUCAGCGGCUUUAAAUGUUGAUUUGCGGAAGCUUAAGUGCGCCUCCUAAGCACUCAUUUCGCUCAAAGUGGCCGACAAGUUGAUUCAGUUAAGACCAGAAAGUGGUCACCAUGACUCGGAUAUUAUGGGAUGCGAUUUUCCUUAUCAGCGGUACUUUUAGUAUGUCUGUGGUACUAAAUGGUUCACUGUUUACAAUAGGAGCAGGACAAAGCAACUCGACAAGUCUGGAAGGCAAUAUUGCUAUCAGUGCUGACGCUGCCGCUGCUCUUAACGCCUCAGCAAGUGGUCGUGCAGCCGUCUCCACCAUUACAAGUUCAAACUUUUUAUUAGGAACAAAGCGAAGCAGUGGUUCAGACGCCACUAUCGCCAUUCCUUCAAAGCCCACGUUGGCUGCACCGGCUUUGGCCAGCGGCUCAUCAACGCCUGGUGGUGCGACUACGAUCACCACGACAACUUCUAACACCCCGCCUGUUAAAAAGUUCGUGGCAGCGGCUGUCCGCUCUCAUUUCGACGACUGCCCUGACUCUCAUCGCCACUUCUGUUUCCACGGGACCUGCCGCUUCCUGAUAUUGGAGGAGACGCCAGCGUGCAUAUGCCAUCCUGGUUUCGUUGGGAUGAGGUGCGAGCAUGCAGACCUUCUGGCUGUUGUCGCCACCAACCACCAUCAGCAGACCGUAGCCACAGUGCUGGUGUUGUGUGUGAUCGGCUGUGUCCUCAUCAUUGUCUUGUGCACACUGUUAAAUUGCUGGUGGAGGCAGGAAUGCCGCAAGAGGAGACGCCCUCAUCGCUUCAUCCCUCAAGAAAAAUCUGUUUACAUCCUGAAGCAUGGAGCGCCAUGUUACCCUUCUGAGAGCGUGGUGUGAAAAGACAACAUUGUGGAGCGUCCUCCAGUCGGGCCCAAAAGAGUCCUAAGACCAAAGAGAUAUAUAAGCGAAGAAGGAACGUCUUCAGUGGGACUGAUGCAGGAAUCAAUGAAAUAAGGUAGGACGUUCCUUCCACUUUCCACUGACUUUGUGCAAAGCGGCAACGUGGGAAUCCCCUCUAUCCUUGCGUGGAAAUAAACACUAACUGUGAGGAUACAAGUCAUCUUCUACAAGGACAUCCUUUGUGGAUUUAAAAAAAAAAAAAAAAAAAAGAAGAGACUUCAUGACUUACCCACCCCCCACCCCCCCAGUUCCUAUUUAUGUCUUUUAUUAACUUUGCGCACUUUCCAGAGCACAGAAGAUGCUGAAGUUUUAGUGUCUGUUUUUAAACACGAUUCACCUGACAGAAGUGGGAAUUGAUGGGCUGAAUGGAAGCAGACUCCUGGAUAUCUACCAGAGUUUUCUUUUCCAAUGUCAUGUAUCCUGUAAUGAUGAGUAAAAAUGUGAUGUCAGUUUUAGUUUUGGAAUGUUCGUCAGAGGUUUUAUUAAAUGGACGAGCUAGAGCAGGAAAAAAGGAACACACCACUCGUGUACAUUGGGUGCUCAUUCUCGGCUACGUUUAUUUCGAUGGCACUUUUCUGUAAGCUUACUCGAUACUUCCUAAAAACUGCACUUUUGGUAUGGACUUAAAAUCACAGCUUUUAUUUUUUGGUGCACUUAUUUAAUAGAAUUCCAUGAGUGGUGUGUUUUGGCAUUGCCUCUAUUUUGGAUUUGAUACUUUUUUUUUUUUUUUUUUAAGAGUGACGAAGAAAUGCUCGUCCCAAACUGGCGAAAAGGAUUUGAAAAAUAACAAUAUUGAACUGACAGUUUAGAUGUGGCAGCUUCUACCAUUAAAAAUGGAUGAUGGUAUACCGACAACAAAGGAGAAGCGGAGGAUGAUACACUCCUUUCUGUUUACAGUGUCUCGAUGUUUGCAGAGUGUUCCUCAUGUGUCUCCUAUUACAGCAUUGAUGUGUGAGAACACACACACACGCACACAAUGUUGUGUAUUUACAUGUAUUUCCAAUACAAAAGAGGGUCCAACUGAUACGUAAGCCUUUACUUGGACCAACUCUUUGUUACUAUUUCUUUUCAAAUGGAGAAUUAAAUUUGCAAAAGUCUGUGUGGCUGUUUUUUUGUGCUCCCUACAGGGGAAAUUAACCAUUGUAAAUUAAUCAUUGUAAUUUUCUUUUUAAAAUUAUUUUAACGGGACAGGAGAAUCUCUCCGUCAAUGUUCUGAACUCCUGUUUCGAUGCUAGUGCACUAUUGAGCAGGAAUUGUGCCAUCGUGUGAAUUUAUGUUACAGCAAACAAGUUGCAACUGAAUCAGCAGCGCCUCUGCUUUUUGCAGCCGAGUAAGACAAAGCAGCAAUCAAUCUACAAUUUGACAAAACUCUU
This is a messenger RNA of Dunckerocampus dactyliophorus (ringed pipefish), 2363 nucleotides long. RefSeq names its product transforming growth factor, alpha (gene tgfa). The record is from RefSeq and is a predicted model, not a curated record. Gene Ontology annotation, biological process: positive regulation of mitotic nuclear division; epidermal growth factor receptor signaling pathway; positive regulation of cell population proliferation. NCBI's taxonomy places the organism in Eukaryota, Metazoa, Chordata, Actinopteri, Syngnathiformes, Syngnathidae. The coding region runs from base 175 to 927 and encodes 250 amino acids. The transcript has 8 exons.